Molecule: messenger RNA, 593 nt
Organism: Myripristis murdjan (pinecone soldierfish)
Lineage: Eukaryota; Metazoa; Chordata; Actinopteri; Holocentriformes; Holocentridae
Product: dual specificity phosphatase DUPD1-like
Exons: 4
Coding region: 1-576 (191 amino acids)
Biological process (GO): protein dephosphorylation; negative regulation of MAPK cascade
Cellular component (GO): cytoplasm
Molecular function (GO): MAP kinase phosphatase activity; protein tyrosine/serine/threonine phosphatase activity
Source: RefSeq, a predicted model, not a curated record
AUGAUUACACAUCUAGGUCAUUUAGCCCAGGAGGAGGAAAUACCAUCUUUACUGGAGCUGCGUCAAAUACUAUGGCACAACAGGAAGCCAGUGGGGCCUGUCGAUCAAGUCUGGCCCAACCUGUACAUUGGGGACGAGUCUGUGGCGCGGGACAAAGCCACACUCUCAUCCUUGGGAGUCACUCACAUAGUGAAUGCUGCAGCGGGACGUCACCGGAUCAACACAGGGCAGCAGUUCUACAGCGACAUGGAGGUGGAGUAUCACGGCGUGGAGGCCGCGGACCAUCCUGAGUUUGACCUGCAGCCCUACUUCCACCCCUCUGCACAGUUCAUAGACAGUGCUCUGAAGCAAAAGGGGAACGUAUUGGUCCACUGUGCCAUGGGUCUCAGCCGCUCUGGGGCGAUAGUCUUGGCCUAUUUGAUGAUCUGCCAGGACCUCUCGCUUGUCGAAGCCAUCAUGGCUGUGCGUCUGAACCGAGACAUCGGACCCAACUGUGGAUUUCUGGAGCAGCUCAGACAGCUGGACUUGAGCCUCAGGCUGCAGAGGAGACCAAUCACAGAGGAGGAAGUUCACUGACACAUGCACACACACCG